CCAAUACCACCUGCAUCCGGCGCCGCGCGCAUCCCCCGUCAUCUGCGUCUCAACUGCGAUCCCCGUACAAGGCAAACUGUACUUUGGCAUCGUGAGCGAAUCGACCUCUCUUCAAACCGCAGUUGGCGAAACCGUUACUUUUAUCGGUUUACAACGAUGGCGGAACCAUCGUCCAAGGCGGAAGGCCAAACGCCAAUCGAAACCACGGCAGCAAGACCGUCCGAUUCGCCACAAUUGAACGAAGCGGAGGCGGGUAUGGCGCAAACGCAGACCGAGGACAAGCAGACAAUGGAGGAGCCGACGGCGCAAUCGAGCGCCGCGGCUGCAACCGAGACGGAAGCGGCGUCAAAAGGGAAAGAGAAGGAUGAGUCGACACCGCAAGCCGGGAAGCCGAGAGAAGGCGACUCCCUAUCAAUAGAGCCGACCGAGUUACCGCCACCCGCCGUCACCGCGAGCAGCACGGAGUCGCCACCCGUCUGCACCAUCACGCUGCUGCUGCCGACCGGCGCCAGACACCCUUACAAGCUCGACGAGAAGUACCUCGCCAAGCGCAACGUCGAGAUGCCCGACGUGACGGAAUCCGGCAGGCGAGACCCGUUCAGCAUCUCGGUCUACAAGCUGAAGGAGCUGAUCCUGCGGGAGUGGCGGGAGGAGUGGGAGGGAAAGCCGGCCAGUCCGAGCAGCAUUCGGCUGAUCCACUUUGGGAAGUUGCUGGAUGACAAGGAGCAGCUAAAAAAGUACCAGUUUAGCCAAGACAGCCCCAACGUCGUCCACAUGUCCGUGCGGCCGCCUGAGAUGAUGGAAGAGGAGGAGACAGGCAAGGCCAGCUCCGCCAGCCGGCAUGGAAGGAGCCGCGACGGGACCAGUAACUGCUGCGUGAUCUUAUAAGGGGGUGCGGGUAUGCAACUCGUCCUUCGGCAGCCCGGCCGUUCUUUGCUGAACCACCCGGCUGGACGCGGGGGCGUUGCUGAGAUAUUUUUGUCAGUAUGCCACACAACUGCAUUGCGAUGUUUCUUUGAUGGCCUCAGUUUGAUGUACAUGGUUGCGGUUGCGGUUGCGGGCACGGGUCUGGCGUUUGUCCUGUUCU
This is a messenger RNA of Chaetomium strumarium, 1087 nucleotides long. Its product is annotated as ubiquitin-related domain-containing protein. Bases 157 to 888 code for a protein of 243 amino acids. The transcript is spliced from 2 exons. NCBI's taxonomy places the organism in Eukaryota, Fungi, Ascomycota, Sordariomycetes, Sordariales, Chaetomiaceae. The record is from RefSeq and is a predicted model, not a curated record.